Brenthis ino (lesser marbled fritillary) is the source of this 1341-nucleotide messenger RNA. The record is from the annotation of a GenBank genome assembly. NCBI's taxonomy places the organism in Eukaryota, Metazoa, Arthropoda, Insecta, Lepidoptera, Nymphalidae.
AUGAAGAUUACAGAAGGUGGUGUGUGCAGCUAUGGUGGUGGCUGUGGGUUACGCAAUCCAGUGAGGCCUGUGCCUACUCCGGUUCCGGUCAUUAUAGUUCAAUGUCAGUAUCCUGGUUACUAUGGUCAGCACGUACCGUAUCCCGUUUACAUGGGAAAUAAUGAUGAUGACGACUGGCAUUGCAUUCUGCCGAUACUACUGUUGUUACUAGCUGAUGGUGGCGGAUGUGGAGGGUUUAGGGGAUGGGGUGGUGGUUGUGGGGGUGGAUGCGGAUGUGGAUGCGGAUGUGGAGGAUGUGGAUGCGGAUGUAACUGCAAUUCAGGAUCUAACACCAUUCCAAUGCCUUAUCCUAUACCAAUUCCUAUUAAUAAUCCAAUAGGGUAUGAUGCUUAUGGCCAACGAGUGGAAUUCAUCUCGCAACCAGGAUCCGUUUCAACUACUUCAUACAUUCAACCAACUGGACCGUCAUUCGUCAUUCCAGCGGUCAUCAAGCCUCUCAUAGCUCCCGUUGAGUGUUAUCCCGAGCCCGUAGCUCCAUCUAUUCCUAAUUUACCUAACUACAAUGACUUCUAUAAUUUUAAUGGUUUUAAUGGUUUUAAUAACUUUAAUGGUCUUAAUGGUCCAUUUAUUCCACAUCCAGUGCCAGUAUUCUGUGGGGAUAAUGACGAUAACGACUGGCAUCAUCUUUUGUACUUCUUAAUAUUUGCCAAUAUGAGGAAUAGGGGUGGAUAUGGAUCUUCAUAUGGCUAUGGUGGAUACGGUGGAGGAUGCGGAUGUUGUGGUGGAUGCGGAUGUUGUUGUGGAUGCGGAUGUUGUUGUGGAUGCGGAUGUUGUGGUGGUUGCGGGUGUGGUGGUGGAUGUGGAGGAGGUUGUGGGUGUUGUAACUGCGGUGGAUAUCAAGAUAGCUACGGGUGCAAAUAUAAUGAUGGACCUUGUAACGGUGCUACUUAUGUCCCAUAUCCUAUACCAGUUCCAAUGAACUACCCUUACUCAGGCUUCACAUGUGGAUGCAAUGACUCGACGGAUGGCACACAACAACCAAUUGUCAUAGUUGUUGGUGAUGAUGAUGAUGAUGACGACGGUUGGGAAUGGAUUGAAUUGGUAUCGGCUAUUGCUUCGUUAAGAGGUAACAAUGGAGGGAAUAAUGAACCAAUAUAUGUUCCUUAUCCAAUACCUGUUCCAUAUGCUGUGACAAAAGGAAAAAAGAACGAUCGAAAUGCUGUUCAGGAAAUGGCCGUUCUGAUUGUGGUGGUGUGGAUUGUGGUUGUAACAAGUGUAGUUGCAGCAACAUUAAGCAUAAAUGUGAUCGUUGCAGAAAUUAAUGGAAUAAACAAUUUUUAU